Arabidopsis thaliana (thale cress) is the source of this 1903-nucleotide messenger RNA. RefSeq names its product arogenate dehydratase 4 (gene ADT4). Bases 249 to 1523 code for a protein of 424 amino acids. Gene Ontology annotation, cellular component: chloroplast; chloroplast stroma. Gene Ontology annotation, molecular function: arogenate dehydratase activity; prephenate dehydratase activity. NCBI's taxonomy places the organism in Eukaryota, Viridiplantae, Streptophyta, Magnoliopsida, Brassicales, Brassicaceae. Gene Ontology annotation, biological process: L-phenylalanine biosynthetic process. The transcript has a single exon. The record is from RefSeq and is marked reviewed.
UAUAGAAAUUACAUGGAAGGUGGUAGGUGAAGGAUUUUACCGAAUUACAUACGUCAAGACUAAUUUUGUCAAAAACAAAACAAAAUUUAUUCUUGUGUGUUAGUGUGUAUAUAAGACCAUCUCUCUUCUCCUUUAUCUCUCAGCUUGAGCUUCUCUCUCAACGAAAGAACUCAAGCUUUCCAACACUAUAAAUCUAUAAUACAGCUUUUAUUCUCAAAUUUUGUUUGUCUUACCAUCAUUACCAAACCAUGCAAGCCGCAACGUCGUGUGAUCUCAAGUUCCGAUCAACAGAUCCGACGUCUAGGAACAAAUGUUUCUCCCACGCGAUUCCAAAGCGCGUGGCUGUUACGUGCGGUUAUAGGUCGGAGUCGUUUAGCUUCCCUAACGGUGUCUCCGUGAGUCGAUCUGAUUGGCAAAGCUCAUGUGCCAUUUUAUCUAGUAAAGUUGCUUCUGUUGAAAAUACCGGUGGUUUAGCGGACAAAAUCGCCGCCGUUAAUGGUCACACGAACGGCUCUGUGAAUCUUGGUCUCGUCGCCGUUGAGUCAACUAACGGAAAGUUAGCUCCUGCUCAGCCGUUGACUAUUACUGAUCUAUCUCCGGCACCGUUGCAUGGUUCUAGUCUACGUGUAGCUUACCAAGGCGUUCCCGGAGCUUACUCGGAAGCAGCUGCCGGAAAAGCUUAUCCCAAUUGCGACGCCAUUCCUUGUGACCAGUUUGACGUUGCUUUUCAGGCGGUGGAGCUUUGGAUCGCUGAUCGAGCUGUGCUUCCGGUGGAGAACUCACUCGGUGGUUCGAUCCAUCGAAACUAUGAUCUUCUUCUCCGUCACCGUCUUCACAUCGUUGGAGAAGUUCAGAUUCCGGUCCACCAUUGCCUCCUCGCACUCCCGGGAGUCCGAACUGACUGUGUUUCGCGGGUGAUCUCUCACCCGCAAGCCCUAGCGCAGACGGAACACUCCCUCGACGUCCUUACACCACAUGCAGCGCGUGAGGCUUUCCAUGACACAGCGGCUGCUGCGGAGUAUAUCUCAGCUAACGACCUACAUGACACGGCGGCUGUGGCGAGCGCACGCGCCGCUGAGCUUUACAACCUCCAGAUAUUAGCGGAUGGGAUUCAAGACGACCCGGGGAACGUCACUCGUUUCCUAAUGUUGGCGCGUGAGCCUAUAAUCCCACGCACGGACCGGCCAUUCAAGACUAGCAUCGUCUUUGCUGCCCAAGAGCACAAAGGAACUAGCGUCCUCUUUAAAGUCCUCUCGGCUUUCGCUUUCAGAGACAUUAGCCUGACCAAGAUCGAGUCCCGGCCUCACCAUAACCGCCCGCUUAGGGUUGUUGGUGACGGGAGCUUUGGGACGUCGAAGAACUUCGAGUACAUGUUUUACGUGGAUUUUGAGGCAUCGAUGGCUGAGCCGCGUGCACAGAACGCGCUUGCGGAGGUUCAAGAGUACACGUCGUUCCUAAGGGUGCUGGGAAGUUACCCCAUGGAUAUGACACCAUGGUCCAUGACAUCCACAGAAGAAGCAUGACCCCAUCGCCAAAAACAAACUCACCAAUAAAUUUAUUAAAUUAUUCUGUUCUUUCUUUUUUUGUGAAAAUUGUAGUAUACAUUGAAAUUAAACCGUAAAUGUAGAGCUCAUUAUUCACGUGGUGAUUAGGAGAAAACAAAAUUUUAUUUGUCUGUUACUAGCUACCAGAUAUAUCUUACAUUCUUACUUAAUAGUUAUGAACAUUGUGGUUUAUUCGCAGAAUCUUUUUGAGUUCCUUGGUUUUCUUUGGUAAAUUCACUCGAUUUUAACCAAGAAAAGCAAAAAUGAUUGGCAUUACCAAAAACAAAGACAUAUAUUUACACAUAUUUUUUAGAAAAAUGUGAUCAGUUUUGUAACUUUGUUUAUCUUAACAACGUUAU